This is a messenger RNA of Corylus avellana, 1774 nucleotides long. Its product is annotated as Ribophorin I. Gene Ontology annotation, cellular component: membrane; oligosaccharyltransferase complex. Lineage: Eukaryota; Viridiplantae; Streptophyta; Magnoliopsida; Fagales; Betulaceae. The record is from RefSeq and is a predicted model, not a curated record.
UCGACUCUGAGAGUUCGUCAACAGCGAAGAAGAAGAGCACCUCCAUCACCAUGGAAGCUCAUCUCAGAGUCCGAGCAGCGUUACUUCUCUCAGUCUUAGCGCUUCUCUCACUGCUUGCCAGAUCCUCCUCUCAGGAGAUUCAGAUCGUCAACGCUGAGCGCAGAAUUGACUUGACAUCUCACAUUGUUAAGGUUUUCCUAACCUUGAAGGUUGAAAAUAUUGGGGCAUCCCCUGCUUCAGAAAUACUUCUUGCAUUUCCUCCCACACAAGUCGAUCAUCUAGCACUUGUGAAAGCUCAAGCAACUGUUGGAAAACGGAAGAAGAAAAGUUAUUUGCCCCUUGAUGUAAACCCAACUGAGCUACCUGAUGCACCAAAUGGAACCAAGCAUUUCUCAAUAUCUUUGCUCAAUCCAUUAAGCACUGGGGAAAGUGCAACACUGGAAGUGCUUUACAUAUUGACACAUUCUCUAGAACCUUUUCCAGCAGAAAUAAGUCAAUCAGAGUCUCAGUUGGUCUAUUAUCGUGAUAGUGCAAUAAUAUUAUCACCAUAUCAUAUUAAGCAACAAACGACUUUUUUUAAGACUCCAAGUACUAAAUUGGAAUCAUUCACAAAAGUGGAACCGACCAACCGUGCUGGUACAGACCUAAAGUAUGGACCAUAUGAAAAUCAUCCUCCAUAUUCGUUUUCGCCCAUAAUUGUUCAUUUUGAGAAUAACAAUCCAUUUGCCGUUGUUGAGGAGCUAGUCCGUGAAGUGGAAAUAUCUCAUUGGGGAAGUCUUCAGAUCACAGAGCAUUACAAAUUGAAGCAUGCUGGUGCUCGACACAAAGGCGUGUUUUCGAGGGUUGAAUAUCAAUCUAAGCCAUCUUUCAGCGGGGUGCCAUCAUUCAAAAAUCUUCUAGCAAGACUACCCCCUAGGGUUCACUCUGUAUACUAUCGAGAUGAAAUAGGGAAUAUCUCAACAUCACAUUUGCGUACUGAUCCCUGGAAGUCAGAACUUGAAAUUGAACCACGGUAUCCUUUAUUCGGAGGUUGGAAGGCUUCAUUUGUCGUUGGAUAUGGACUUCCAUUGCAAGACUUCGUUUUCGAGUCACCUGAUGGCAGGCGAUACCUCAACUUCAGUUUUGGAUGUCCUCUUGUGGAGACAGUGGUAGACAAGUUGACCAUCAAAGUUGUGCUACCAGAGGGAUCAAAAGACCCUUCUGCUGUGGUUCCUUGCUCAGUGGAGCAGCGUUUGGAGACCAAAUAUUCCUACCUUGACAUCGUUGGGAGGACGGUGGUGGUUCUGGAAAAGAACAAUGUAGUUCCUGAGCACAACUCUCCAUUCCAGGUUUACUACAACUUCAACCCAAUUUUCAUGCUUGCCGAGCCAUUAAUGUUGGCAUCCGUGUUUUUCUUAUUAUUCACCGCUUCUGUGGCUUACCUACACGUUGAUCCUUCCAUACGCAAGUGAUCAUUAGAAUUGUCAAAGCUUGAAUGGCGAACCACUUCCAACUUGGUUAGCAUACGGUGACAGAGCCUAAUUGGAAGGAGAUCAGAGUGUUGUAAGUGAACGUUGGAAACCAUAGCAUUAGAAAUUUAGAAAUUUCGUUCUUUGCGCUUUGUUGCCUUUCAUCGACUAUAGGUUUUGCAUUCGGAAAUUUUGUUGCUUGUGCAUCGUUCCCAUAACAGGCUAACUUAUGCCCCUAGCCAAUGGGCGAGUAUUGGAUUGUUGUCCUGAUUUAAGAAAUAUAAGGAUUCAAAGUUCUUUGAAGAGAAGAAAAUGUGUUGUCAGCU